Molecule: messenger RNA, 1619 nt
Organism: Oncorhynchus gorbuscha (pink salmon)
Lineage: Eukaryota; Metazoa; Chordata; Actinopteri; Salmoniformes; Salmonidae
Gene: extl2
Product: exostosin-like glycosyltransferase 2
Exons: 7
Coding region: 203-1282 (359 amino acids)
Cellular component (GO): membrane
Molecular function (GO): glycosyltransferase activity
Source: RefSeq, a predicted model, not a curated record
UCCCGAAUUUGCCUACAAAUACUUUCCUGCAAGUCUACGUUGCUCCUGCGUAAAUCAUCAGAACUCUGGGUAGAAUAGGAAAAGAGCGAGAAAACAACUAAAGUAGAUUCAUUAAUUGUUUUGGAAUGUGCGUUAUAAGGAUACAACAAUGAGCUCCUGCACCCUAAACACUGAAGGUCUGUGAUCUGUGUGGAUUAGCAAUAUGGCGAAAAUUCCCCCUGACCUAUUACAGAGGGCAAGAGUCCUUCUCCGUGGCUGCAAAGGCCUUCGGCGGUCCUAUCUCGUUGCUCCCAUACUACUCCUUCUCUUGGUCGGUGCUGCCUUGACUGCCCUCCUCCCUUCCAUCGAGGACCGGGGCCAUGUCGGGGCCAUGGGAGCCCUUCGCCAUAGAGCCACCGCCGGCAGCAAUGCCAACGCCAUUCCUGGGCGCCACACGGAAGAGGAGGACGCCACCGCAUUUACCAUAGUCAUACAGACGUAUAACCGCACCGACGUCCUGCUGAAACUGCUCAACCAUUACCAGGCGGUGCCACACCUGCGGAGGGUCAUCAUUGUGUGGAACAACAUUGGGGAGCGGACCCCCCAAGAGCUCUGGGACACCCUGGGGCCCCAUCCCAUCCCCGUGGUGUUCAAAGAGCAGAGCGUCAACCGAAUGCGCAACCGCCUGCAGCCAUUUGCUGAGAUCGAUACCGAUGCUGUGUUGAUGCUGGAUGAUGACACGUUGGUCAGCGUUCCAGAUAUCAGUUUUGCCUUCUCUGUGUGGAAGCAAUUCCCAGAUCAGAUAGUUGGAUUUGUCCCCCGUAAACACGUUACCACGGUGACGGGGGUCUACAGCUACGGCAGCUUUGAACUCCAGGACCCAGAGAUGGGAGGAGGUGACAGGUACUCCAUGGUCCUGAUCGGCGCCGCCUUCUUCCACCACCGCUACCUGCAGCUCUUCCAGGAGCAGCCGCCCGAAGUGCACACCCUGGUGGAUGACACGCAGAACUGUGACGACAUCGCCGUGAACUUCGUCGUGGCAGCGGAGCUACGGCGAGGUUCUGGGACCAUAAAAAGUAGACCCUCUGGCAUCUUUGUGAAGCCCGUGGAUAUGCGCAAUCUAGAGAGGGACGCCAGCAGUGGGUACCUAGGCAUGUGGCACCGUCCCGAACACCUGCUCCAGCGCUCCUACUGCCUGAACCGGCUGGCACAGAUCUACGGCGCAAUGCCCCUGAGGUACUCUAACAUGAUGCUGUGCCAGUUUGGCUUCCCAAGCUAUGCCAACCACAAGGGCAGGGGCUGACUGGCACAGGGAGGCACGGACUGGCAUUGACAGGUGUCGAACACAGCAGGCAUUCAGGAGAGUGAAGGGAUUCCUUAUUAUGACCUCAUCGGGACUAGAUCUCUGAGACGGUGACCUCCAGGACCAAACACUGACAACACGGCAGAUGGUCCAACAAGCGGGGCCUUACUAAAGAUGGACUCUACGCCAAUCCUGUUCUUGACAAUCUGACAGACAAGAUAUCAGUAUUAAACCAGAGGACUUUUGCUGUUGCUAAAAUCAUAGGAUAUUACGUGGCUGUAGAUGGAUAGACUUUAGUUAAUGCAAUGGCUUGUACUGCCAGCUGAUGUCAUUGCAA